Molecule: messenger RNA, 1032 nt
Organism: Guillardia theta CCMP2712
Lineage: Eukaryota; Cryptophyceae; Pyrenomonadales; Geminigeraceae
Exons: 3
Biological process (GO): proteolysis
Molecular function (GO): zinc ion binding; metallocarboxypeptidase activity
Source: RefSeq, a predicted model, not a curated record
UGGGCAAAGCGGCUGAUCGACACGCGGGCCAUCACGAUCAUGCCAGCAGCCAACGCCCUGGGCUACAGUCAGAACGUGAGGGAGGAGAAUGGAGUCGAUCCCAACCGCGACUUUGCGUGGGACCAACAGGCAUCUUCGUGCAUGAAAACGAUCGCGGCGAGAAGCAUCAACGAGGUCUGGUUGGACCACAUCUUUCAGCUCAGCAUCACCUUCCACGGAGGCGACCACCUCAUCGCGUAUCCCUGGGGAGACACCAUUCACUGCCAGGGGAACUGGUACUCCUGCUCGGGGGGUUGGCAAGCGCCAGACGAGACGGGGAUGAACGACCUGACAGUCGGGCUGAGGAAGUUUGUGGGGAAGUUUGCCAGCGGACGUGGAGUAGUGGAGGAGUACAACACAGGAGCGCUCAACGAUCCCAGGGUGAUCUACCCAGUCAACGGAGGGAUGGAGGACUGGGCGUACGGGGCGUCAUGGGAUAAUGAGGGCCUGGUCAAGUGCUCGCCCUCGAGCUUCGACGGGUACUCGGCAGCCAAGACGACGUACAACAACGCGACGAACCGAGCGAUCAACCUGCUGGUGGAAACAGCCUUCGAGAAGACCCCCAGUGAGAGCCUGCUGGGGUCGAGCGAGGAGGUGCUGGUGGGAGGAGGAGGGAAGGGGAACGGGCACGUGGCUCGCAACAUUCGCCUGUGCUGGUUCCUGGCUGACAUGGUGCAACCCUGGCUGGAGAUCGUGAAAGUCGACGAGCUGCCCAACUUGGUCACCCCAGGGUUCAAGUUCUCUGUGACGUGGGAGGCGGGAGGAGCCAUCUCCAUCACCGAGGCCAAGAUCGUCUGCUCGUCUUCCGCCUCCUCCGAGAACCUCUGCUCCUCAACAACCAUCACCAACAGAAAGCUCUGGGAGGACGGGAAGAAGCUCCCAUCCAUCAAGUCUCAGGAGUGGGCAAGUCCCUCCAGGAACGAGGCCAGCAAGGGGCAACCUCAGACUCACUUCGUGCGCGCGAGAACCGACGCGUCAUGGUUGGCAAUCAAC